Molecule: messenger RNA, 1224 nt
Organism: Coniophora puteana RWD-64-598 SS2
Lineage: Eukaryota; Fungi; Basidiomycota; Agaricomycetes; Boletales; Coniophoraceae
Product: Deoxyhypusine hydroxylase
Exons: 6
Coding region: 1-999 (332 amino acids)
Biological process (GO): peptidyl-hypusine biosynthetic process
Molecular function (GO): deoxyhypusine monooxygenase activity
Source: RefSeq, a predicted model, not a curated record
AUGGUCGCUGCCGUUGUCGACGCCCAGCUGGACGCUCUCGAGGCCUCGUUGCUCAACACGAGCGGCAAUGUCCCCCUCCACGACCGCUUCCGCUCCCUCUUCACCCUCAAGUCCUUCAAAAACGAAGACGCAGUGCGCAUCAUUGGAAAAGGCUUCGCCGAUGACUCUGCCCUCCUCAAGCAUGAGCUCGCCUACUGUCUCGGCCAGAUGGGCCAGCCCUCCGCUCUCCCCAUCCUCAACGCCGUCCUCGAGAACAUGUCAGAGGACCCUAUGGUCCGACACGAGGCCGCCGAAGCGAUGGGCGCGCUCUCCGCUCAGUCGGCAAUCCCAGUGCUCAAGGCGCACCUGAACGACCCGAACCGGAGCGUGCGCGAGACGUGCGAGAUCGCGCUGGCCAAGAUCGAAUGGGACGCGUCCGAUGAGGGCCAGCGCGUGCGCAGAACGCGUGAGGACCCCGAGUCGAUACCAACGUACACCUCGAUCGACCCCGCACCAGCCACAUCGACGCUCCUUGCGAGCAAGGCGCCCGCGGACACGUCCGACGUCGCGAUCGCGGGCUUGCGCGCGGCGCUCCUGAACACCGAGCUGCCACUGUUCGAGCGAUACCGCGCCAUGUUCGCGCUGCGCGACAUCGGCACGCCCGCCGCCGUCGACGCGCUCGCGUCCGGCUUCAUGGACGACAGCGCUCUAUUCAAGCACGAAAUCGCGUUCGUCUUUGGACAACUGCUCUCCGCGCACUCGGUGCCCGCGCUCAUUAAGGUGCUUGAGGACGCGCGCGAGGAGGAGAUGGUGCGCCACGAGGCGGCCGAGGCGCUCGGCGGGAUCGGUACGCCUGAGGUGCGCCCGCAUCUCGAGGAGUGGCUGCGCAGGGAGGACGCGCCGCGUGUUGUGCGCGAGAGCUGUCAGGUUGCGCUGGAUAUGUGGGAGUACGAGAACUCGGACCAGUUUCAGUAUGCAAAUGGGUUGGAGGGCGCCAAGACUGUGGAGGUUGCGUCGUGAGUCUCGAGUGUCGGAUGCUGUGGACUUUUAUUUGCUUUUAUAUUUUUAAUAUCACGGGUUCUGACGGAGGACUAUGGAUGCGCUUCUCGGUCAGCUGUGGAUCGUGAGUUUCAGUUGACUGUGGUUUGAAUCAUGCACUGCUUGAAGUGCUGGAGAUGGUCGAGCGAUGGAUGGUCGUGGUAGUGAUGCGCAGUCAAUCACGGUUGUACGCGACCCUGGUGCACC